Soboliphyme baturini is the source of this 405-nucleotide messenger RNA. Lineage: Eukaryota; Metazoa; Nematoda; Enoplea; Dioctophymatida; Soboliphymatidae. The record is from the annotation of a GenBank genome assembly.
AUGUCUAUUGGGGUUCCCAUAAAAAUUUUGCAUGAGGCUGAAGGCCAUGUAAUUACGCUAGAAACUUCAAAUGGAGAAGUUUAUCGAGGAAAGUUGAUAGAGGCUGAGGACAACAUGAAUUGUCAGAUGUCUGAUUUAACGGUAACGUACCGCGAUGGUCGAGUGUCACAGCUAGAGCAUGUGUACAUCCGUGGGUCGAAGGUCCGGUUCAUGAUUCUGCCAGACAUGCUUAAGAAUGCGCCCAUGUUCAAGAACAUCCAGAAGGGAGCGGCAAAAGCCGGUGGACCACCUAAAGGCAAAGCGGCAGCUUUCAGCAGAGCUAGAGGAAGAACAGCGUUCCUUGGUCGAGGCGGUCGCGGUGGCGGAGGAAGUGGUGGAGGAGCGUUCGCGCCCCGGGGAAGAUGA